This is a messenger RNA of Dovyalis caffra, 1422 nucleotides long. The record is from the annotation of a GenBank genome assembly. NCBI's taxonomy places the organism in Eukaryota, Viridiplantae, Streptophyta, Magnoliopsida, Malpighiales, Salicaceae.
AUGGAGAGAAAGCAGGGUUUCUUUUCAGUAGUUAGAGGACUAUCACCGGGGAGGUCACGAGCGACGAGUCCGGCGAGGAGUGCAUCACCAAUGUCUAGUUUGUUACGGAGGAGAAAAGGACAUGGACAGCACGUGGCGAAGCCAGAGCCGUUGAUUAUUCCGAGAUCGGGGAGCUUGAGGCCAGCAGAGGCUUUAUCACCCUUGAAAGAGGGGCCGGAUCAAGAUGACGGUGGAGAUUCACGGAUGGAAGGGAGGUGGGGACAAUGGAUGAAAGGACAGCUGUCAAGAGGAGGACCUUCUUCAGUUGUGUCUUCUUCAUCAAAUGCGUGUAAUAGUAGCAAUAAACGGUCCGAUCUGAGGUUAUUGCUUGGUGUCUUGGGGGCGCCGCUUGCUCCGGUGCACGUUAGCCCUGCGGAGCCUUUACCUCACCUUAGUAUAAAAGAUACUCCCAUUGAAACUUCAUCUGCUCAGUACAUAUUACAGCAGUAUGCAGCCGCAUCGGGAGGGCAAAGGCUUCAGAAUUCCAUUCACAAUGCUUACGCUAUGGGAAAGGUGAGGAUGAUAGCUUCUGAGUUUGAGACGGCUAACAAGGUCACUAGGAAUAGGAAUUCUUCCAAAGCUGCAGAGUCUGGUGGGUUUGUCUUGUGGCAAAUGAAUCCAGACAUGUGGUAUGUUGAGCUUGCGCUUGGUGGAAGCAAGGUUCAUGCUGGCUGCAAUGGGAAGCUUGUGUGGAGGCACACACCUUGGCUUGGUGCACAUGCUGCUAAAGGUCCAGUCAGACCAUUGCGCCGUGCACUUCAGGGCCUUGAUCCGAGAACAACUGCCAGCAUGUUUACUAAUGCAAGAUGCAUUGGGGAGAAGAAGAUUAAUGGUGAUGAUUGCUUUAUCCUCAAGAUAUGUGCAGACCCUGCAACUCUUAAGGCUAGGAGUGAAGGGCCAGCAGAGAUCAUAAGGCAUGUUUUGUUUGGCUACUUCAGCCAGAAAACAGGACUCCUUGUUCACUUAGAAGACUCUCAUUUGACCCGCAUCCAAAACAAUGGAGGUGAUGCUGUUUACUGGGAGACCACAAUCAAUUCUUUCCUUGAUGAUUACAAGCCAGUGGAUGGGAUUAUGAUUGCUCAUUCCGGGCGUUCGGUAGUAACACUUUUCAGGUUUGGAGAUACAGCAAUGAGCCACACCAGGACCCGAAUGGAAGAAGCAUGGGCAAUUGAAGAAGUGGCAUUCAAUGUACCUGGCCUGUCCAUGGACUGUUUUAUUCCUCCUGCUGAAUUAAGAUUUGCGUCUAUCAGUGAAACCUGCGAGCUGCCUCACAGUCAGAGGGUAAAACCUGCCGUGACCGCUUCAGCCUAUCGUGCCAAAGUUGCUGCAUUAGAGACAUCUCAUGAAAAUGUUAACAAUAUGAUGUGGAAAGCAGAUGCUUAG